AUGCAUCCGAGAUAUGGCUUUAAUCAGCCUAAACCCACUGCAUCCGAGAUAUGCACAUUUUUGUUGAUCAUGGACAGUGCAUCCGAGAUACGGACAAGUUGGCUACACUUGUGCCGGAGACCAGCGCAGCAGGCACGUGGUCCGCACGUCCGUAGGGACGGUGGGAAUCCUCAUGAUGGAGACCAGCAGUUGUCAGACGAGGAGGCUGAGUACGCCCGACAGGAGGAGGUACAUCAGGAUGCCAUUCCCGAUGCACAUGCAGAGCAUCCCUCCGAUGCAUUUUUCGCUGCCCAUGAGGCUGACGUUGCUGCGAGGCUUAUGCCAGGUACCUCAGCCCCUGCUCACCACCCGACUAAUGACAGAGCUUGGGAGCAGCACCAGUUCGACAUUGGAUCCGAUGAUAUGAUAGACAUCGAUGACAUGUUCAAGAUCAUCGGGGCACCCAGUGAUGCGAUGGAUGUCUUGGCCAGUCGUUAUUGCCGCAGGAGAGACGACACCGACAUUCCUGGGAUGUCGAGCGGUGUUUCCAUUCGGCAUGGGACAGUUCCUCCAGGGCACUAUCAGACUCCUCCUCCACCACCGCACCAGUCAGGUUCUGCUCCGUCACCCCACUAUUGGACUCCAUCCCUGCCACCGCCGACUCCACCGUCCGGUACUGUCUGGAGAUCACCUUCUAUGCCUCCUCCCAUGACUGUAUCAGCUCCUCCUCCGCCACCAUACCAGCGUCCACCGCCCACUUCCAGUCAGCCAGUUGUUUGUACUCGUCCAUACCGUCCUCCUAGGGUGUCCCGUCCUCGUGGAUGUGAGACUGGACACCACUUGGAUCCUGCCGCUGGACGGCGUUAG
Messenger RNA from Arachis ipaensis, 846 nucleotides. NCBI's taxonomy places the organism in Eukaryota, Viridiplantae, Streptophyta, Magnoliopsida, Fabales, Fabaceae. The record is from RefSeq and is a predicted model, not a curated record.